GCAACUAAUCCGCUCUUCCAAUUUAUACCAAUGGCAAAGAGGCAUCAUCGUAAUGGGUGGGGAUGGAAUCAUGUAUGAAAUUUUAAAUGGCAUCAUGGAACGAUUAGAUUGGCAUAGAGCUUUAGAAAAUUUAACACUUGGCAUCAUUCCGUGUGGUUCUGGUAAUGGCCUAGCUAAAUCAAUCAGUUACAGUUGCAAUGAGCCUUUUGAUGAAAAUCCAGUCCUUGUGUCUUCAUUGAAUAUUCUGUGUGGUAUCAAAGCACCCUUGGAUUUAAUGCGUUUUGAAAGCAAAUCAAAAACUGUGUUUUCAUUCCUAUCGGUUGGUUGGGGCCUUAUAGCAGAUAUUGAUAUUGAGAGUGAACGUUUGCGAGUAUUGGGAAGUCCUAGGUUCACCAUCUGGAGUUUAGCACGUAUAAUUGGUUUACGUAAAAAUGAAGGAAGACUCUCCUUUUUGAGGAUCUCAGAUGAAAAAUUACAAGGGAAAGUGCAUAGAGAAAAUUUAACAGCAACUUUGACCAGAAGUUUCAGUGACUGUCUAACAGACUUCAGUUCUCCUCUCUCCUCGUACCGUAGUUUGAAUCAACUUGAUUCUUUGAACUUGGAAACAAAAGAGCGUUUAGACCAUAGUCGGAGGGACUCGUUCCAUUCCUUAUGCUCUAGAAAAUCCACAUAUUUAUCGGCCCAUGAGUCUGAUUACUUAUCUUUAUCUGAUGACUGUAAUAAUAGCAAUACUCAAAUGUUCGGACCACCAUCACAAAUUCCAGCUUUAACACAGCCUGUCCCUCCACAUUGGACUGUGUACGAAGGAGAAUUUGUAAUGGUACACGCAGUUAGUGUUUCUCAUAUUGCUGCUGACUGCUUAAUUGCCCCUGAUGCAAAGAUGAGUGAUUCUGUGAUCUGGUUAAUUGUCAUCAGAGCUGGUAUUUCUCGGACUCACUUAUUUCAGUGUUUGAUAGGCCUUUCAUCUGGAGCACACGUAAAUGUACCGGGUGUUGAAGUGAUUCCUGUUCAGGCAUUCAGAUUGGAACCAAAGUCCACUGGCAGUCACAUUGUGGUAGAUGGGGAGCUGCUGGAUUAUGAACCUUUCCAAGUGGAAAUAGUUCCUGGUAUCGCCUCUGUCUAUUCAAGACAGGGUCAAGAAAAUUAAGUCCUUCAUGCGUUUAUAUUUUCACUGGAUUAAAAACUUGUUAAUUCGAUGUCUUUCAAUUUUCGGGAAAAAUGUUAAAGUCAAAUGUCAGUAAGUGACUAGAGGUAACUUCCUUUAUUAUAAAAGGCAUAAUUUCUCCCUCCAGGUUUUUCUACCUUUAUGUUGUUUGUUUAUUAUGGUUCUUAUAAUUUAGGUCUCCUAAAAGACUGGGACAACUUAAAAAAACGAGCAAGCCUUCUAAAGGCUCAUUGAAACUAUUUUGACUUGAGCUCCAAAUAGCGUACCCUCAGGUAUCGAAAAUUUAUUUAAAAAAUUUUGUUGCUUUAGAUAUAUUUUGUGUAUUUUUUUAAGUUUUUCAGUUGGAUUGUACAUUCAGGAUGGACCCAGUCAUGCUUUGGUCCUGAAAUUUUUGUUUCUCUAAUCUUUAGAGGGCUCAGCAGAGACAUUUACUUCCUUAUUGCACCAUCUACUGACUUUAAAUUCAUUCUAGAUAUUAUUCCCCUGUAAGAUUUUAGAAGAUAUCAGGUAUUCGUUGAAAUAAUUAUCUCUUUUCUUAUAUUUAGUGUUGUUCCAAAUCAAUAUCAUUAUUUCGAGGAGGAAACGUAAAGCACUGAUGUUAUAGGUGACAGGUGGAAAUGUCCAAUAAAAAAUGUCCAAUAAACAAAAUGUCCUAUUUAAAAUGUCCAAUUGUCAUAAUGUCCGCGACAAAAUGUCCAAAAGCUAAAAUGUCCAGAAUUCAAAAUGUCUCCUAUAUGUAAAAUGUCCCAUAUGCAAAAUGUCCCUUAUGUCCCAUAGGUCCACAUAUAUGCAAAAUCAAAAUGGCUUGACAUCAGCUUACGUAAUGCCUCAAGCCUCUCCUUCUUCGUUUUCUUCUUCAAUUCUCUUGGGUUUUUUCAAUCUGUAGGAAAUGGCUCUCAGAUAAACAUCAACCGCUUCAUCUUCCUUGUAUUGCCCAUAGCUAGCCACGAUACUUUCCACUCUGGCUUGAUAACUGAUAUACCGGCGACUAAUCGGAUGUUUUAUUUGAGUGUGACCACCUCGAAUCUGCGUAAUAAGCUGUUCUACGUCAUUUUGUUCAGCUUGGAUGUGCUCAAUAAAUCGCCAAAUAUUCACGUGGUGCGCUGAUAUUAGCCUCUGCAAUAAACUGUGCCACCCUUCAACAACGUUCGUCGUUCUGUGCAUUCUGUUGGUAACUGAUUCAUGUACAUUCCAGAAUUCUGGUGGGAAACCGGAGGUCUUGCCGCCAUCCUUCCCCGUGCCCGGUAACCUCGAAUGUAUGUGUGCUCUAUGUAGGAGGCCAGGUCCAGUAUGUCUUCGUCUUCAAUGUCCGCGACGAUAUCGUCAAACACAUCUGUUAAGUCUUCCAGAGGGACGAACGGUAAUCCGAAAAACUGCUGCAUUUGCCGCCUUCUAUCCGGGUUCUCUCGAUCCAUAUAUGCUCCACGUAGACCCCUGCUGACAAUAUUUCUCCAUAUGCUUUGGCUGAAAUGAAACAAGCAUCCCCGUAAUAUUGCAUCCGGAAAUGCAGCUCGGAAAGCAUUAAUAGCAGCUUGUUCAAAGUCCGUCAAAACGUACUCCGGAGCGAUGGCAAUUUCUCCCGCAAUGUUUAAUAGCUGCUGCAACAUGGCUGUAUAUGACUCCUGCGUCUUCCUUUCCAUAAUGACGUAAACUAAGGGAAAGACGUGUCCCUGAAAUGAUCCGUGUAUCGUGUACAGCUGCAUGAAUUGUUGCGGCACGGUCUUGAAUGUUCCAUCACCGUAAAUCAGCCUGGAAGUUGAUAAGAUUCUUAAGUUUCCUUCUGUUGUAAAAAUUAAAAAUCUAUUAUCCGGUAAGGCCUCUGCCGAGUCAUAAUGUAGGAAUAAUUCUUGAUUUUUUGUCGAGUUGUACGGUGGUUCGAUAACGAUAUCCUGUAACGAAGCUGGAACUGGCGGCCGCUCUUUAUUUUGUACGGAAUUAACAAUACCCCUCAAUAAAUUUCUAUCAGGCAAGGUCAUUAGCACAUCCUCGGCACUUACCGUGCAUUGCAUAUUUUCCGCUCCUCACACCGCCAAUAAAAUGAGGUCCCCCCUUUGUUUCUGGAAUGAUACUGGUACACGUACCCGUUGUGAAGUAAAAGUUUGCCCCUGCUGCCAUCCUUCCUAACCUUUUGAGAAGAAAUAACCUCAACGACGUUCAUAUUGUUUGUAACUGCACAUUUUAAAUUUGGAAAAAACAAGAAGAAGAAAAAAAAUUGGCCAGCCGUGGCAAAGAAACGAUGAAACCACUACACAAUUUAGGUCCAAUCAUACACAACAUAUUAAAAAUGAAAGACUAUGCAAAUUUUAUGGCACUUACGAUUUCAGUUUUUGAUCCAAAUUGAGAAGUACGAUUGACAAUUCUGUUUCCUGCAGCAUCGUCAUGGUAAUCUCAAAUAUGAAAACCUACACUCAUUCAUAAUCAGUGUUCCCGGGUGCUCCGUGUGCGAGAUCCGUACGCUCUACCGCUCUCCGUGCUGCUAUUGGCUGAGCGUCAUUCUGUGACGUCACGCGUACGGAUAGUUUAAGAUAGGGAAGAGUUUUUCCCAAAAGGUUUUUGUCCGUACGCGGUCCGUGUCGGUAUAGGGAAUGUCCGCGCGGCACGGAUAAAUCCGUACGCCUGGCAUCACUGUUCAUAAUAUGAAAUUAACUUCAGCUGUCUCUCUGACCUGUUGCCACAUAUAAAGGCGAGGCAAAAGACACUUGUUUUACGCCCGUUUAAGUUUCGGACAUUUUAGGUUUUGGACAUUUUGGGUUUUGGGCGUUUUAAAUUUUGGCCAUUUCAGCCUCUGGACAUUUUGUCGUGGACAUUAUGACAAUUGGACAUUUUAACCAGGACAUUUUGUCUCUUGGACAUUUUACGCUGGACAUUUCCACUGAGCACCAUGUUAUAACUAAGUUUUAGAAACUUUCAGGCCUCCUUUGUCUCAUCCAAGAAUUCUGAAAUUUCGAAGGAAACCAAAUAAGCCUCUAAAAUAGUUUUGUAAUUUGUUUGUUUUAUUCUUUUUUCUCAGAGCUUUUAUCGAUGCAAGAGGCAUUUUUUUGCACAAUCUAUGGUGAACUGUGAUGAUUCUUGUAAAAGUAAGAAACCCUUGAAUUGACAAGGGUUGUUUCUAAAGUAAAUAUAUUUUUGUUUUUACUUCAAAACUACCCGUACAAUUAAUAUCUUUUGAAACCCACCUAUCGGUUACACUCUCAGCUUUCAAACAAGGUGGCAUGAUGACAGAGAAUGCCUAGGACCCUGUUCGCAUGAGAAUGAACACUGCAGGGCUGAGGUCAAGGAAACAAAAAAAAUUAGCAAUGAAAAAAAUGCGCAAAAUGGCCGCAGUUGGAGAUACGACCUAUGUUGGGGCAGGCAAAAUCGAUUGAACGGAGGUUAGUGCAAUCUCCCAUUUCUGCGCCAUGUUUAUGACGUACUAGUAGGGACUCGAGUGGCACGAAGUUUGAAUUGACACAUCUGGUGCGAGUUGUGCGCUAGCAGACCAAUGCCAUUAAUAACAAUUUCAUUUGCACACAUUAUGUAUAGAAACAGAAUAUGAAAGUAUGUAUUAAUUGAACACAUUUCAAACAUU
Molecule: messenger RNA, 4733 nt
Organism: Bemisia tabaci
Lineage: Eukaryota; Metazoa; Arthropoda; Insecta; Hemiptera; Aleyrodidae
Source: RefSeq, a predicted model, not a curated record